AUUAACAACAACCAUUCACCAACACCACCUUAAUUUUUAAUCCAGAAGCGCUUUCGGCGCAAAUCGCUGGGAAGUGGCGUUUGGACAAAACCAAAGAUGCAACAUCUGGUCUCCCUCAUUCAAGUACUGUUGUCACUGGGGAACUACCCCUUCCCAUUCCCAUUCCCAGUAACCUCUUGGUAAAAUAAUACACUAGCCACAGCUGUAAGAAAACACAAAAAUAGCCUUAUAAAUAUCUACACUAUGUACGUGUAUUGAAAUUGAAAUAUGUGCGUCCCCCUAUAGUCCUAACUCCUGAGACUCACCUAGAAUUUGUGGCGAGGUUUUGAGUUUAAUUUGGUGUCCCAUUAUUUUACAAUAAUUGGUUUACGAGGAAAGCACUUGAUGAGUCUCUUGUCUCGAUAUUAUAACCCGUCAUGAUUUGAAUGAAGGAGUGGUCUCUCCCAAGUCCCAAGUGGCAGGGGCAGGUAGAAGAGAGAGUUGAAAGCAGUGGAAGGUUUGUUUGGGAUGAUGGCUGAGAAGCACUUACACGAGCUACUAAAGGAGGAGCAAGAGCCGUUCGUUCUGAACAAGUACAUUUCCGAAAGGAGAAGCGAGAUGAAAAGGGCUUCCCCAAAGACAAGUUUGCAAGUGAAGAAACGCAAGUCAAGCGCCAACCUCUGCAGAAGCGCUUGUCUUUUUUCCUUCACAGACACCCCAGACCUCAGAAAAUCUCCGCUAUUCGAAUUUGCUUCCCCGGCCAAAAGCCCCUGCAAAUUUAUCAUCCCUUCUAGAACCGCCGCUUUGCUUCUAGAAGCCGCCAUGAGGAUCCACAAGCACUCUUCCCGCCCCAAACCCAAGUCCCACUCCUUGGGCCUCUUCGGCUCCCUUUACAAGAGACUCACGCAACGCACCCAUCCCCGGAACAAGGAAAUAGAGGCUCCAGGCGUUAAGCUCUCGGUCAAGGAUAUUUUGAGGUGGGACAAGGAUUCCUCUCUUCGAAGAAGAACAAACCUCUCCAAUGCUUACGCCACUAGUACUGCUGUUUGCUCACAGACCAAUCAAGAUAAAUCUCUUCACAUGGAAACCUCAAGCAGUGGAUACUCCCAACAGAUUCAUUUCAUAACCAAUCACAAACACUCUACCUUCUUCUGCCAAACCCCUUUCCGUUUUGUUCUUCAAACCACUUCUCCUUCCUCCGCCCACCACACGCCGGAGCUUCGCUCGCCCACCCGCCACGCAACACAGGACAAAGAAAGUAAUGAAGGUGAGAGGGUGAGCAAAUUGGAAUCAGGGGAAGAAGAGGAGGAAGAUAAAGAACAGUGCAGUCCAGUGUGCGUGUUAGACCCACCCUUCGAGGACGAUGACGAAGGGCAUGGAAACGGGGAGGAGGAAGAAGGUGGUUUUGAUUUGGAGUGCAGCUAUGCCAUUGUACAGAGAGCCAAGCAGCAGUUAUUGUACAAGCUUCGUAGAUUUGAGAAACUGGCAGAGUUGGAUCCAGUAGAACUUGAGAAAAGAAUGCAGGACCAUGAAGAGGACGAGGAUGAAAUAUUUCUGGAACAAGAAGAUGAUGAAGAUGGGGAUAACCAAGAAACAUUAUGUAAAGAAAAUGACUUUAGAGAUCUAAUUUCCCAAGCUCUGUGGCAGUCGAGCGUCCAUGACAGACAGCAAAUCCCAGAGGACUUUAAGAAGCUGGUUUCUGAUCUCAUUAUAGAAGAAGAGAGGGAACUUCAUUCCUUGGAAGAUAGGGACAUGGUGAUAAGACGUAUAAGCAAGAGGUUUGAAUUGUGGAAAGAAGUGGAGUCUAACACGAUUGAUAUGAUGAUAGAAGACGACUUCGCUAGAGAGGAUGGUGGGUGGAAGAAAAAUAUAGAGCAGAUAAGAAACAUGGCCGGGGAACUUGAACUUGCCAUCUUUGGCUUUCUGGUGGAGGAAUUUUCGGAGGAACUAGUAUGUUAAUUGGGGGUAAUUAAAUUUUGAAGCAGCUGAGGAACUUAGUAUGAAAUAUUAUCUUUAUUCUUUUCCUAGAAGAAUAUAUCUGACUUGCAACUAUGGGAUAGGCUAGUAAUUAAAAAAAGAAAAAGUAACCCAUAAAGAUAAUCUGGGUAUAUAUGUACAUGACUCGUGUUUGCAGUAGGUUGGGGAUGCUGUAAGUCACCUUUCUUAAUUUAAUAAUAUAAUUUUUACAUUUCUUGA
This is a messenger RNA of Cajanus cajan (pigeon pea), 2175 nucleotides long. RefSeq lists its product as uncharacterized. Lineage: Eukaryota; Viridiplantae; Streptophyta; Magnoliopsida; Fabales; Fabaceae. The record is from RefSeq and is a predicted model, not a curated record.